Messenger RNA from Exserohilum turcica Et28A, 1920 nucleotides. RefSeq lists its product as uncharacterized. The coding region runs from base 1 to 1920 and encodes 639 amino acids. The record is from RefSeq and is a predicted model, not a curated record. The transcript has 4 exons. Lineage: Eukaryota; Fungi; Ascomycota; Dothideomycetes; Pleosporales; Pleosporaceae.
AUGGCAGCAGCCGAAGCGACAGCCUACUUUCAGAGCCUGGCUCCAACUGAGCCAGACCCCGUUGCCGUGACAGAAUCCUACAAGGACAAGGAUAAGCUAGCCUAUUACUUGUCCCAAGUCCCGUUUCGAACGUCGCGCCCCCUCAAAGUCAUCAUCUCAGGCUGUGGUAUGAGUGGUAUGGCCUUUGCGCACGAAGUAAACCAUGGGAAAAUCCUUCAAAACGUGGAUCUCACGAUUUAUGAGAAGAACGCCGGGAUCGGAGGGACCUGGUAUGAGAAUCGGUAUCCUGGCUGUGCAUGUGACCUUCCAGUGCACAACUAUCAAUUUGCCUGGGCUCCAUAUCCGUACUUCUCAAGCUACUAUGCGUCGAGUGCUGAGAUAUGUCAAUAUCUCAAUGAUGUGGCAGAUCAAUUCGAUCUUCGAAAGCACAUCCACACCUGUCACAAAGUUGUUGGUGCGAGGUGGGACGAGGAGCGCUCCAAGUGGACCGUGACCGUACAGCGUCUCAGCACAGACGAGCUUCCAUCGACGCACCCUGAUCAGGUCAAGAAUGGAGAUGCCAUAUUGUCCACAUUCGACGACGAGUGUGAUGUCUUCAUCAAUGCCACUGGUUUCGUCAAUGACUGGAAGUGGCCCGCUGUCCCAAAUAGAGAGAACUAUCAGGGCCGUAUCCUCCAUUCGGCCGCCUGGCCCAAAGAACACCAGUCCUUCAAAGGUGAGACCGUGGCUCUCAUUGGAAAUGGAAGCAGUGGUAUACAAAUAUUACCAGCCAUCCUAGAUGAGUGCGAAAAAGUCUAUGCGUUCAUUCGCAACCCUACAUGGAUCACAGCGGGUUUUGGGUCCAAAUAUGCUGGGCCCAACGGCGAUAACAUCAUAUUCACCGAGGAACAGAAAGAAUAUUGGGUCAACAAUCCCGAUAAGUACUACGAGUAUAGAAAGGGUGUAGAGAAUGAGCUGAACAACAGUUUCCGUAUUUACAUGAAGUAUAGUGCAGAACAGCAAGUCGCUAAAGACUUUGCCAUCAAACAGAUGACCGCAAAGUUGGCAAAGAAACCCGAGUUGUUGAAAAUGCUUCUCCCAGAGUUCGCUGUCGGGUGUAGGCGCGCAACGCCCGGUCUUGGCUACCUCGAAGCCCUGGCUUCCGACAAAGUGGAAUUGGUCUGGGGUGAGAUCGACUCCUUUGUCGAGGAGGGCUUGCGCUCUGCAUCUGGCAAAGUCGUGAAGGUGGACUCGAUAAUAUGUGCAACCGGCUUCAAUGUUGGAUUUGCACCUCGAUUUCCGGUGAUAGGUCGAAAUAACGUUGACCUUAGGGAGGAGUGGAAACAAAAUCCAAAGGCCUACCUAUCGGUGACAACAACAGAUAUGCCAAAUUACUUCGUCUACAACGGGCCUGCGAGCGCGAUCGGUCAUGGAAGCCUGGUUGGUUCGAUUCAAGUAAUCACUGGCUAUAUUACGGACUUGAUUCACAAACUGCAGACCGAAAACUAUGGAUCUGUCUGUCCCAAGCGUGAGGUGGUCGAUGCGUGGCAACAGCACUGCUUUGCGUGGCUACCGAAGACUUCAUGGAACACACCAUGUGCCAGUACUUAUAAAAAUGGCAAGAGGGAUGGCCUGUUAGUCUCUCUGCAUGCGGGAUCUCGACUGCAUUAUUUUGAACUUCUUCAGAGCCACAGAUACGAGGAUUUUGACUGGACGACACUUUCAAAGCUACCUGAGAUGAGAUUUGCGUGGCUGGCCAGUGGAUUUACCCAGGGAGAAGUGAAACGUCACCAAGCUAAAUUGAAAGGCGAAGAGGUCGAUGUAGAUCUUACAUGGUUCCUAAGACCAGCGGAUGCUUCAGCUCACAUCCGCCGCAGACACGACCAGGCCGAACUUCUUGCAGCUCAGCGCGUAGUGACCAACGCCGAUUCCAGUCAUUGA